Molecule: messenger RNA, 4718 nt
Organism: Amphiprion ocellaris (clown anemonefish)
Lineage: Eukaryota; Metazoa; Chordata; Actinopteri; Pomacentridae
Product: cyclin-dependent kinase 5 activator 1-like
Exons: 3
Coding region: 774-1781 (335 amino acids)
Biological process (GO): activation of protein kinase activity; positive regulation of cyclin-dependent protein serine/threonine kinase activity; brain development
Cellular component (GO): protein kinase 5 complex; cytoplasm
Molecular function (GO): cyclin-dependent protein serine/threonine kinase activator activity; protein kinase binding
Source: RefSeq, a predicted model, not a curated record
GCCAAUGGCUUCAGCGGCGCGGAUGCGGCAGCGGCAGCAGCAUCCGUCCCGGCGGCAGCCAAUCAGAGGGCGCCGUUCCUCCGCCACAUCCAACCCGAAUAACUGCAGAUGCCCGCAUCAAAGCAGCGGGUCCUUCUCUCUCUGUAUUCUCUCUAUUCUCUCUCUCUCUCUGCCAGGUUUUUGCAUAGCUGAGGGACUACGCUGCGUCUAUUUUUGGAAUACAUAGUGGCCAUUUUUCCCUCUCUCUCUUUCUCUCCCUCCAUUUUUGUGUUGAUUUCGGGUUUUUCGACGUGUUGCUAUAUUUACGUGUGAGGGGAGGCAAGUGGGACAUCAACAGCCGCGACCGCGGAGAUUUUCGCUUCUCAAUGGAAGACAUCUUUCCACUCGCUGCGAGACCGAAGCAUCCGGGCUUUGCAUCCCCAUCGACGAGCGAGGGACCGUUUCUAGAUGCAGAUCUGAGGAAGGAGGCAGCAGCAGCAGCAGCCCACCAGGGAGACAAACCUGUCGGCCUCUGACGCGGUGGGUUUGUGCCGUUUUCACGCCCUGGACGAGCUCCAAAGAGGGGAAACACAUUCUGACCGAGAAGAAGAUAAGAGGGGGUCAAGGUGUGAUACAUGGAUUUGAAAAGAAGACUCCAUUAAUUAAGAGGUUCAACUUCCUCCAGAAGUGAGACGCUUUGGCCCUCUCAAAGCUCUUUGUCUAGACCAAUCAAAGAGCUUUUCCCCGCUGCUUCCCACUCCAUCCUGUCCCUCUGCUAAACCUCCUCAGUCGUCAUGGGUACGGUGCUAUCGCUGUCUCCCAGCUACCGCAAGGCAGCGCUGUUUGAGGACGGCCCAGCCACGGUGGGCCACUACACAGCCGUCCAGAACAGCAAGAAUGCCAAGGAUGCUGCCGCCGCGGCUGCAAAGUCCCUCAAACGCCCCUCCAUCAUCAGCGUGUUACCAUGGAAACGAAUCGUGGCCGUAUCGGCGAAGAGGAAGGGCUCCAAGAAGCUUCAGUCGGAGGGAGGGGAUGGCGGGAAAGGGAGCUCUCCGGACGGCCAUGCUGCUGCCACGGCCAACUCGGCCUCCAACAGCCUGAAGCUGAAGAAGUCUCAGUCCUGCGCUAACCUCACAUCUUACUCAUCCAGCCAGGACCCCUCAGCCACCACCACCACUACCUCCUCCCACCUGCCCACCUCCAAGACCCUGGCGAACGUAGCUACUGUCGUUGCCAAAAAGAAUUCCCUCACAGGCUCUGGGAUCCAGCCUUCCACUGCAGCUGGCACACCAAAACGUGUCAUUGUCCAGGCCUCCACCAGUGAACUCAUGCGUAGCCUGGGUGAGUUCCUGUGCCGUCGGUGCUACAGAUUGAAGCGUCUAUCCCCGACAGAUCCGGUGCUGUGGCUGCGCAGCGUGGACCGCUCCCUCCUCCUGCAGGGCUGGCAGGAUCAGGGCUUCAUCACUCCGGCCAACGUGGUCUUCCUCUACAUGCUGUGCCGUGACGUGGUCUCGGCUGAGGUGGCCUCGGAGCGCGAGCUGCAGGCCUCGCUGCUCACCUGCCUCUACCUGUCCUACUCCUACAUGGGCAACGAGAUCUCCUACCCACUGAAGCCCUUCCUGGUCGAGGCGGAGAAGGAGGCCUUCUGGGACCGCUGCCUGGAGAUCAUCAACCGCAUGAGCGGCAAGAUGCUCCAGAUCAACACCGACCCACACUUCUUUACGCAGGUGUUCGCUGACCUGAAGAACGAGAGCAAGAAAGAAGAGGAGAAGACCAAACUCCUGAUAGGCCUUGACCGAUAGGAAGGAUGACGGGAUGGAUAGGAAGUUGAUAGGUUGAAGACAGGAAGACUAAUGUAAUGCAGUGUGGCUCUACUUUUGAGCAGUGCUGUUGUCUGGCAUCUCCACUAGUUUAUGAUUAACCAAAUUUCCUGUUCGUUACCCAGAAGAAAGAUGUUCUGCAAUCAAAUGCAGCAUUAAAAUCUUUUGAGUUGGGUAAUGAGUCACUUAAACUAAAACGGCUUUCAGGCAGUAAAUCAUCAGCAGUGUCUUGCCUGAAGGCAGCAGUUUUACCACAAAACAGAUAAAACCAGGGUUGUUGUGUUGCUGCCUACACCAUUAGCCUCAUUAUCUGACAAACUGAAUCUGAUUAGAUCUCAAGAGUGACAACCUGAUUGUUGGUAUUCGAUUUCUGCGUUGCUUGGCUCAAGAUAGCAAGCAGAAAUACCAUCAUUAGUUUGUUGGCAACAGUGUUUUUGAGAACAGAGACAAGGAAAGCGAUGGUUUAUUGAAAUCCUGGCCAGCUGGGUUCAUGAUGUGACAUUAUCAGAAAGAGAUCUCUAUCAUUUCAGUCUUUUGUCUGAGGCCCAAUCUGACCUGUACCUUGUUUUAGUGAGCUCAGGAAAGAAAUCUGAAAUCCCCACUGAGGUUUUAUUGUGUGCUUUGACAAAAACAAAUGGGAUCAGAGACGCCAGACAACACAGAUUUUCAUAAUUAAGGAUGAAAAUAUAUAUAUAUUUAUACAUAUAUACAAACACAGAUGGGUGACAAAUGAAAAGAAAAAUCUGAAUAAGUAAGUAAAGAAACACAAUGUAGCGGCCCCUUGGAUUCAUUCAGCAAGACGCAGAGUUUCAAACAGGUGUUGAUUUAGUCUCUCUCGACCAGCACCGUGUACCAUAAGCACCGUGAAAACUACAGAAUUAAACAGAAUACAAAAUGCCUCACUGUAGUAUCACAAACAAUUCACAUAUAAAUCAUGUUCACAUCCAGUACAAAUAAACGCAACUCAUCUGAUAAUAAUGCAUAUCUAACAUUUUCAUACCUCAUUCCGCCGUUCCAAGGGCGCUAAUUUAAGUGUUAGCCAUCAGCUAACAUGCUCUCCAGCUAGACAUACACACACGUCGCUGUUCAGAGCUACGAAUACAGUAUAAUGAGGUAAAUCACAAUGUAAACCUUUCCUUAAUACAAUUCAAACAGAUAAAUGUGAUGUAUAACUACCGUUUCUAGACAGCUUUUACCGUUUCUCCGACGAUACGUGAGCACAACGUUGUUUAGACAAAGAAACAGGAAGUUCGGCGUCACAAAAACCGCAGAAGAAGAAGAAACGCGCCCUUAACAAAAUAAAAGCGGAACAGACCACAAGGUGGCACUGCAGGACUACAAUGUCUUCUUAAUACAUAAACAAUACUGUGCAGGAGAAUAAUCAUACAAUUUAUCUGACAUUUACACACAACACAUCCAGAUCUUCCACACAGCGUGGUAUAGUUUGUAUGAAAAUGCUGAGCAGGACCUGAGGAUUUUUGAAAAGGGUUUCUUGUUUGGGCACGGAUGGCAGGAGCUAUAGUCGCAAUGAUGGCUCAGCUGUCCGGUGCUUCAAAAAGAGCAUUAACUGAGAAGACAUCUGCAUUAAUGUCUGUAGGAAAACCGUCAAACUGGUCAGAAAUUGUUGUCGACAGCAAACUAUUCCAGCUUGUGAAUGAGAAUGUCAGCAAAACAGUCAGCUGACAGUUACAUAGAGAGGGAUAUUUUAGUCUAGGGUUGCAGUGCAUAGCUGCCUUAUUGCCAAGAUGGAUGCAUAUUUGACAGUUCAGUGGGACAAAAACCACAGGCACUGAUCUACAGAGAUGUGGAAACAAAUGAUAUAUUGUCAGUAAGUGGAUGAGUGCAUGUUUGAGGUGCACCAAGAGAACGAUACAGGCCUAUGAGGAGAUGUGAUGGUUCUGUGGCAGCCAUUUGGGUCCUCUUUUCCCAUUAGAUGGAAGGUUCACAUGGUCAAGUGGUCUCUUCCAGGAUGACAAGGUCUCCAUCCAUAAGACAUGAGAGGUCAUUGAAUGAUUUGCUAAGCUGGAAAACACUGUGAAUAAUAUGCUGUGACCUUUCCAGUCCCAGAUGAACACCCAGGGAGAUCAGUAGUGUCUACCAAAUGAAAGAAUAUUUUUGGAAGAAUGUUUUUUGUCCUUUCAGUAGACUUCCAGGCAUUUGGAGAAUCAAUGCUAAGGAGCAUCGAAGGUGUUCUGGCAGCAUGUCAUGACUCAACACCGUAUUAAUACACUUUAUGUUGGUUUUUCCUUUCACUUGUCGCCCGUCUGUAGAGAUAUAGCUAUAUACAUAUAUAUAUCAAGCAUCCAGGCAUUUUUAUCUAUAGAGAAAUGAACCACGUUGCAUGAGGUCACUUCAUACGUCCUUGCACAUGACCACUUGCUUAUUGCCAACUCCACUUUACCUUAUUCCUAUAAUCCUACCCCAGCUUAUUGCACUCACCAAAAGUGGCAAAGUCCACUGUUGUACCAUAACAAGUCUUACCUAAUAACAUAACAUGGAUGAGCUAGAGUCAGCUAGUCUGCAAAUUUGUCAGACGAUCAAAUUCACAUUCAUGUUUGGCAUAAUUGUACUGCAGUGGAUUAAUCCAGCUGCAUAUUAUAUAAAGUUCUCUACUUUUAAGGGAACAUUUGGGUUUAUCGAGUCAAAUCUUCUCUGAAUUGGGAAACCAGCUAUGUAUUUUCAAGAGUUUCAAAUCCGUUUGGCUCAUAUUAAUGAUGAUUAAAGAAGCGAUCCUACAAGCUGUUUACAUUUACAAACACUGGAAAAAAUGGGAAAAUGCAAUACUGACCCCUCCAGGGCACAUUUUACACAUUUCUCUUACUCCGCACUUUCUCCUGCAGUCCAUAGUGGUGCUGAAAGAAAGAAAGAAAGAAAGAAAGAAAGACAGACAGAAAGAAAGAAAGAAAGAAAGAAAAGAAG